CACGCCAGGAAAUGCUGUCAACAUCAAAGCACUUGUAUGCGCCCCCGUGUAAAGCGCAUAGAGCAGAAACGCAGUACAAGAAUACCGUCACACAAUCAACAUGCAUACAUGUACACACCACAUGGCAGAGUAUCCCGAGUCCGCAUCUCACCAUGCUUCCGCGCCCCCAACCCCCGCAUUUCACAGUCAAGCAAUCGUCAAACAAAAAUCCCAUAUACUUAUCUUUCCCCCCAUCACGCAAAUGUACGCCCACACGCACGACAUACCAAAACAAGCUGGUGGUAACCCGCGGAUCGAUAGCGACAAAGGGGGCGACGAACCAUGAGACGAACGGAUGCACGAUGGGCACGUGGGAAAAGGUGAAGAAGCGGGAGAGCGGCAGGGGGAACGACCGAACGCCAGCGUGUGUGUCGUGCGGACCAAGGGGGGAAUCCUACUGCAUCUACUGUGUAGACCAAAAGACUCCUUUUGCUUCCCUUAUUCCGUCUGUUCGGCGACGUGAGAUUGAUAUGUACUGUAGGGCCCGCAGUGCGUCCCCUGUAGAAUCCCGUGGGUUCUAUAUUUGUCCUUCCCUGAGCCUGAGGAUGACUGCCCUGGUCUUUUAUCCGGUACCAUUGGAGCGGAUUCGAUGGGCGGGUCAAUCUCUUACAAACACACUUUCCGCUACACGGGGAGGAGGAGCUCAUGGCGAGUAG
Messenger RNA from Periconia digitata, 695 nucleotides. The record is from the annotation of a GenBank genome assembly. Lineage: Eukaryota; Fungi; Ascomycota; Dothideomycetes; Pleosporales; Periconiaceae.